Messenger RNA from Sclerotinia borealis F-4128, 2808 nucleotides. Lineage: Eukaryota; Fungi; Ascomycota; Leotiomycetes; Helotiales; Sclerotiniaceae. The record is from the annotation of a GenBank genome assembly.
AUGUCUUCUCGUCCAGAGCUCAAGGUUGACGAUGAACUUGGAUUCAUUAAGUUUUUCAAGAAUCUACCUUCAAGGGAUGGGGAAACUCUGAGAGUCUUCGAUAGAGGAGACUUUUACACUGCUCAUGGAGACGAUGCGUCGUUCAUUGCUCGCACUGUCUACAAAACUACUUCGGUUCUACGAGAUCUAGGCAGUAGUUCCACAAAGAUUCCUUCAGUUACGAUGACCAUAACAGUAUACAAGAACUUUCUACGAGAAGCACUUUAUCGAAUGGGUAAGAGAGUGGAAAUAUUCACGACUUCCGGAAAGAAUAAUUGGAAAGUCACAAAAACCGCAUCUCCAGGAAAUCUACAGGAUGUCGAGGAAGAGCUAGGAGGAUCAUUUGAUGCUGCACCGAUUAUUCUCGCUGUCAAGAUCACUGCAAAGGCAUCAGAAGCAAGAAAUAUUGGUGUGUGUUUCGCAGAUGCAAGCGUUCGGGAAUUAGGAGUUAGCGAAUUUCUCGACAAUGAUCUAUAUUCAAACUUCGAAUCUCUACUUAUUCAACUGGGAGUAAAGGAAUGUCUGAUACAAGUAGACAGAACCACAAAAGAUGUGGAAUUGGCAAAACUCAAGCAAAUUAUCGAAAGCUGUGGUUGUUCCUGGACAGAACGAGCAGGAGGUACCUUUGGGACCAGGGAUAUCGAACAAGACCUUGCGAGACUUUUGAAGGAUGAGAAAUCUACAGGAGUCCUCCCACAAACAGAUCUUAAGCUUGCUAUGGGCUCAGCGGCGGCGCUUAUCAAUUAUUUGGGUGUGCUACAUGAUUCAUCGAAUUUCGGGCAGUACCAAUUAUACCAACACGAUCUUUCACAAUUCAUGAAGUUGGAUGCCUCUGCGCUGAAAGCACUAAACCUUAUGCCUGGACCGAGGGAUGGAUCGAAGACUAUGUCUCUUUAUGGUCUACUCAAUCACUGCAAGACACCAGUUGGAAGUAGGCUUUUGGCACAAUGGUUGAAACAACCUUUGAUGAGUUUGGAGGAGAUCGAAAAAAGACAACAGCUAGUCGAGGCGUUUGUCGAAGAUACGGAAUUGAGGCAAACCAUACAAGAACAACAUAUGAAAUCGAUACCCGAUUUAUAUCGAUUGGCUAAAAGAUUUCAAAAGAAAUUGGCGAACCUCGAAGAUGUUGUCCGAGCAUAUCAAGUUGUUAUCAGAAUACCCGGUUUCAUUAAUACUCUCGAAAGUGUUAUGGAUGAAACGUAUCGCGAUGCUCUCGAUCAGUCGUACACAACUAAGCUUCGAGAAUGCAACGAUAGUCUUGGAAAGUUGGCAGAAAUGGUCGAGACUACUGUCGACCUUGACGCCAUGGAUAACCAUGAAUAUAUCAUCAAACCUGAAUUCGACGAAGGUCUCCAAAUGAUUAGGCGAAAAUUAGACAAACUCAAGUAUGAGAUGGAUCAAGAGUUCCGUGUAGUAGCCAAAGAUCUCAGCCAAGAAAUUGAGAAGAAAAUCUUCCUAGAAAACAACAAGAUUCACGGCUGGUGCAUGCGACUCACACGAACCGAAGCCUCCUGUAUCCGUAACAAGACCAAAUAUCAAGAAUGUCAAACCUUAAAAAGCGGAGUCUUCUUCACCACCUCCAAACUUCUGUCUCUUCGCCGCGAAUUCGAUCAACUCUCCGAAAAUUAUAACCGCACUCAAACUAGCCUGGUCAGCGAAGUUGUUGGAGUAGCUGCCUCCUAUUGCCCAGUCAUUGAAUCCCUCGCUUCCAUCCUCGCUCACUUAGACGUCAUCAUCUCUCUCGCUCAUACCUCUGUUCACGCCCCUACAUCUUAUAUCCGUCCUAAAAUGCAUCCUCGUGGCACAGGUUCCACAAUCCUUAAAGAAGCCCGUCAUCCUUGUAUGGAAAUGCAAGAUGAUAUUCAAUUCAUCACCAACGAUGUCUCUCUCGUCCGUGAUGAAUCCUCCUUCCUUCUAAUAACCGGUCCAAACAUGGGCGGCAAGUCUACCUAUAUCCGACAAAUUGGCGUCAUAGCACUCAUGGCUCAAAUUGGCUGUUUCGUCCCUUGUUCCGAAGCCGAACUUACGAUAUUUGAUUGUAUACUAGCGCGAGUGGGAGCAUCGGAUUCACAACUCAAAGGCGUAUCUACUUUUAUGGCGGAAAUGCUGGAGACGGCUAAUAUACUCAAAUCCGCCACCUCGGAAUCUCUCAUCAUUAUCGAUGAAUUGGGUCGAGGCACUAGUACUUAUGAUGGAUUUGGCCUCGCCUGGGCCAUUUCCGAAUACAUUAUCCGGGAAAUUGGAGCAUUUACUAUGUUUGCGACGCAUUUCCAUGAAUUGACGGCGCUAGUGGAUACUUUUCCCCAAGUCAAAAAUCUACACGUGGUGGCGCACAUCGAUACCGAUGCGUCGGCGCAAGAAAAGAAACGAGAAGUCACCCUGCUGUAUAAAGUCGAAGAAGGAAUCUGUGACCAAAGUUUCGGAAUCCAUGUGGCGGAAUUGGUUAAGUUCCCAGCAAAGGUUAUAGAGAUGGCAAGGCGAAAGGCGGAGGAACUCGAGGAUUUUGGGGCGAGUGGAAAAGGCGGUGAGGGUGAGAAGGUCGAUAAUGGUGAUCCGAUGUCUACGGCGGGCUCGCAGGAGUAUGGGAAGGAGGAUGUGGAGAAGGGGAGUCGCUUGUUGAAGGAAAUGUUGAAGAAGUGGAAGGCGGAGAUUGAUAGUAAGGGGGAGGAAAUGGGGAAGGAGGAAAAGAUUGCUUUGUUGAGGGAGUUGGUGGGGGGUGAUGAGAGGUUGUUGCAGAAUCCGUUUUUUAAAAGUAUUAAAACUUUGUAA